Molecule: messenger RNA, 1905 nt
Organism: Funneliformis geosporum
Lineage: Eukaryota; Fungi; Glomeromycota; Glomeromycetes; Glomerales; Glomeraceae
Source: the annotation of a GenBank genome assembly
AUGGGUAGUAAAAGAGAAUAUCAACUCGAAGACGGAAAGCUAAUUUUGGACCGAGUUCGCAGUUACUUUAAUGUUUCGCUUACGACACCUCCGAAAAGUAUCGUCCUUUCUAAAGAUGACCAAUUAUAUUUAGACAUUGCCGCUUAUUUUAAAGUGCACCUAAAUGAAGUUUCAUGUAACAUAACAAUGAUUUCAAUUUUACAAAAUAGAACUCUUUGGGAAAGGUAUCAACAAUUUAAGAGUUUACAACAAGCUAUAGAAAAAGAAGAAAACGAUGGACUUUUUCAACCAAAUUUUGAGACUGCAUUUAAGGAUACGGUCUUAUUUCAUGGAACACAACCAGAUAACGUCACAUCCAUAUUGGAUCAUGGUCUAGAUGGUCGUUUUUCAAAAGCUCUUGGUAAUUGCGGACCCGCAAUAUAUUUAUCACCAAGUUUUGAUAAAUGUGAUCUAUUCGCUAGUCGUCAUAACUCAAAAAGAGCUUUAGUAGUUUGUGUUACUGCUCUUGGAAAAAUUUAUGACAACACAAAAGAUAAAACUGUGAACCUACAUACUAAGUAUCCUCCUAAAGGAUUUCACAGUGUUAAACAUUACGUUGCCGUGGCUGAUGAAUAUGUAGUAUACGAAAAUUCUCAGGUCCUACCUAUUUUGGCGAUACAUUAUGAAAAAUCUCAGGGUCAACAUUCCAAUCCUUUCAUGAUACAAUUACCAGGAAUGAAAACAACGGGAUUUAAUUCAUUUAAUACAAACAAUCAAAGCACUUCGAAAUGGUCCUUUAACAAUGGAAAUACAUCAUCACAAUUUAAUACCACUGGAGGCAUUAAUUCAUGUGGAAUUAAUUAUACAUCAUUGCCGCCAAUUCAUCUACCUAAUUUCAAUUUACCGCCAAUUCCUGUAAAUUGUAAUCAAACUAUAAAUCAAGUGCAAGUGCAUCAUCCUCAUCCUAUUACAGUCUCAUCUAAUUGGAUGCUUCGUAAGGCACAAAUAAUGAUACAACAAUGGACACAACAAGUUGAUUUAUCAAAAGGAAUUGCAAGCUUUUAUGGUGUGCCGAUGGCUUCUAAGCAAUUCUGGCCAGUAAAAUCACAUGGCGAAUAUCCAUAUCUCGUGAAAUAUUUAGAUUUUGUUUUGAAUAGACUAUCAAAUAUUUCUUCAUCAAAAUUAGACCAGGGGUUUAUUAAUAUGUUAAAAAAACUUAAAAGCUAUGAUGGAAUAGUACAUGCUAAAAGACGACAAGUCGAAAAGCCUAGGUCUAUCAAUUUGUUUCAAUUUACUUCUUUGGCUACACAAGAUCGACUACGGGAAGCCGCGCAAGAAAGCUGUACUAUAUGUGCUGAAUUGAUAAUCAAUUUCAGACAACCUCCCGAUAUUGUAAAAAUGAACAAUUGUCCUCACAUUUUCCACAAAUCUUGUAUAGAAACAUGGUUAUAUAUGCCUUCAUCACAGAUGAUAUGUCCUAAUUGUAAAACUCCUUGUCAUGAUCCUAUGGCACCACCUCCUAUAGGACCUAUGCCGGAUGGAGAAAUGUCAUAUUCUUUUAGUGAAAAAUUUGGUGCUUGGUUCAUAUCUUAUUCAAUUCCUAAUGGAAAACAACUUCCCUGUCACCCAUCCCCAGGAAAACCUUUUAAAGGUACUUCACGGACUGCUAUUUGUCCAAUAUAUCAAAAAUGGGGACCAUUAUUAUUCAUACGUAUGCUCGCAGCCUUUUAUUAUCAUCAUACCUUUACAGUAGGUACCUCUCUCACAACUAAUAUAUCCGAUGUUAUAAUUUGGAAUGGCAUACAUCACAAGACAACGAUUGAUGGUGGAUUUGGAUUUCCUGAUUCAACUUAUGAAGAACGAGUUUCCCUGGAGUUAGAUGGGAAAGGGAUUCUCUUGUUCCUAAGAGAUUUGAAGAAAGAAUGA